Messenger RNA from Corticium candelabrum, 1413 nucleotides. RefSeq names its product cilia- and flagella-associated protein 61-like. The coding region runs from base 1 to 1413 and encodes 470 amino acids. The transcript is spliced from 12 exons. NCBI's taxonomy places the organism in Eukaryota, Metazoa, Porifera, Homoscleromorpha, Homosclerophorida, Plakinidae. The record is from RefSeq and is a predicted model, not a curated record.
AUGGCAACACCAAACAGAAAUCUCAGCCUGGCUAUGCUUCAGCAUGAAUUUAUAGUUGCCAUCAGGUUAUGGUUGGGCAUUUCUAUAUUUCUUGCAGCAAGUUCCAACAACGCAUCAAGAUGUGAGUGUGGUCAAGUCAUUAACCGCUUUGGUGGUCAUCUGUUAAUGUGCAGCUAUGACAGUACCAUGUUGAAACGUCACAAUGCUUUAUGUGAUAUACUUUGGUAUGCACUACUUUCUGACAACAAUUCUUGUAGAAGAGAACAGAACUGUUCUGCUAAUCAUCAAUCUUGCCCUGGUGACAUUUAUCAUCCACACUUCCUUAAUGGAAACCCCGCUUUUUGGUAUCACUGCCCGCAAUUCAUUGCCUUUGUCUGUGCUGCUGCCAUUGAAGCCGAUUUACCUCAUCUCUAUAGAAAGUUUGGGAUAUUGGACUCCGGCGAGUCUGGAAUUAUUGCUUUGAAAUCAACGACAUUUACUGGGACUACUUUGAAUCAAGCUCUCCGAAAUCUUUUUGAACAGUUAUCGGGUGGUUUUUGGGCUGAAAUUUCUGACCUGCUGCACAUGGGCUUAUAUACGGGCAUGGGCGUUAUUUCAGUGUGGGUGUUAUUAUGGGCGAAUACGUAUGCACCUAUUCUUGAAGAAAAGUCAAAAGUUAGAGUUCCAAUUUUUAAAGGAAAGCCAAAUGCUUUUGCUAUUCAGCUGUUUUGCAUUGAUGAGAGAUAUGAGAUGAGGUCACGGGACAUGCUAUCAGCUGUGUUUGAGUUGUUCCCAGAUCGUGACUUCUGUGUAGUUACUCAGCCCCACUUGGUUCCUGAAUAUCCUCUUUUGCAACAGUUCGUGCGUGUCACUCCAAAGCCAACAACUACACUUCACCAGGAGCUAUAUAUUGCUCAUCGAUGUAGCUUGCUUGAAGAUGUUUUUGUUAGAAGAUGUACCUCAGCUGAUAGAGAUGACAUUGUGGCACUGAUAAAUGAUAUAGAGAACAAAGAGUGUAUUUUGAGUGAUGUUGAUCAUUUCAAUUCUGCCAGGCGGGGUCAUCUCAAUGAUGGUGGAAUUUCAUUGAACGUUUUUGUAGCUGAGUGUUUAGGACAAGUGAUUGGCAUCUCCAUUAUCAGAGAUGAAAAGGACAUUGAAUUUAUUCGUUCUCACUAUGACAUUGAAAGCUUUGUCUAUUUUGCCCAUCAUCGACGUGAUGAGCAUGCUCACUUGUAUCACUUGGUUCUUAAUCCAAUUUUCAGUCAUUUUUCAAAACAGCUGUUGAAGGAAACACUCAGACUUUCACAUAAGACGUGUAUUUACUAUCCCAUUUAUCCUCAACACUCAGUUGGUCAGGAAGUUAAAUCUCACUCUCUGGUACCCUGUCUUCAUGACUUUGUUCCAGUCAGGUCAGAUUCUCAGCUACUAAGUUGA